Molecule: messenger RNA, 1436 nt
Organism: Ipomoea triloba (trilobed morning glory)
Lineage: Eukaryota; Viridiplantae; Streptophyta; Magnoliopsida; Solanales; Convolvulaceae
Exons: 6
Coding region: 147-1247 (366 amino acids)
Cellular component (GO): ubiquitin ligase complex
Source: RefSeq, a predicted model, not a curated record
UUUUUCCCAACACUGUUAUGGAACUGACCAAAAUUCCCUUUGUUUUUCUGUUCUGUUCUUUCUAAUCGAUACUUUUAACAAGGAGAAGGGUUUUUGGUGUGCAAAUUGAGAGGAAAAGAGAGAAAGAGAGAGAGAGAGACAGUGAGAUGGGAAGAUUAUUUCUGGUGGAUCUUGAAGGCAGGACAUACAACUGCAAAUCUUGUAAAACCCAAUUGGCCCUUGUAGAUGAUCUUAUUUCCAAGGCUCUUGAUUGCCGCAGAAGAAAGGCCCACCUAUUCAAUAAUGUAGUGAACAUCACUGUUGGACCUCUUGAGGAGAGGCCAAUGAUCUCGGGAACUCAUACAGUAGCAGAUAUAUUUUGUUGCUGUUGUGGGCAAAUUGUUGGUUGGAAAUAUGAAUCUGCGUGGGAAAGUAGCCAAAAGUAUAAAGAAGGAAAAUUUGUUCUUGAAAGACGGAGGAUCAUUGACAGUGCCUUGCCCUUUGUAGAUAUGAAACCAAGAACCGGGAGCUCAGCCAUUCAGCCACCCAGGUGGGAUGAGUUCCGAGCGCAGAUACAGUCUUUCAUGGAGCGAAUCCUUGCACAACUCGGGAGUUUACAGACAUUGGUUGCGUCUUUUGACAGUGAGCUUGUGUCUUUCGAGAGUCGGGCUGCAGAAUUCGAAGUGGAACUUGAUGGAAUCUACGCCCAGCUACUGGAGUGGAUGGGGCAGCAUGGACUGAUCCCCGAGCCAUAUUGUGCAUGCACCGAUCCCAUCUCAGUGCAAAGUGCCCGGGCCGAUGAGGAUGCUACGCAUAACGCUGCUGAGCCCAGCCCAGGACCGUCUAGGAUGGACGAGCUCCGAAAGAAAAUGUUGUCCGUCGAGGAAGAAGUCCUUGCGAAUUCCAGGAGUCUGCAGACAACGAUUGGGUCUAUUUACGGUUGGCUUGGGUCUCUUGAUAGUCCAGUUGCAGACCCGGCAAACGAUGAUGAUGCUACUACACACACAGAUGAUGACACUGCGAGGCCCAGCUUGAGACUGUCCUGGAGGGACGAGUUCCGGAAUCAAAUAUCGUCUUUCGAGGAGUGCGCCCUUGCGCACUUCGGGAGUCUGCAGGCAUCGAUUGGGUCUAUUAACAGUCGGCUUGGACCUCUUGAUAGUCGGGUUACCGGACUUGAAGUGAAACUUGCCGAACUUAAAGUGAAACUUGAUGGAAUCCCCGCUCGCUUCCCUUCAGGUCCACCUUCUAUCCCGCCUCAGGCUCCUUGAUUCAAAAUAGACUUUGGAUUUCAUUUGACUGUUGUUGGAUUUCUUUUUCUUUAUGCGUGUUUAGUUUUCUAUUUUCGCAUUUAAUUUAUGACUUUAUUUUGGGCCUUAUAAUCUAUAUAACUUGCUGCAAUGUUUUAAGCUUGGAUGCUUUACAUUUCAGAGCUUUAUCAUACUCUGUAUUUGUUUGUG